This is a messenger RNA of Trichophyton rubrum CBS 118892, 531 nucleotides long. RefSeq lists its product as uncharacterized. The transcript has a single exon. The record is from RefSeq and is a predicted model, not a curated record. Bases 1 to 531 code for a protein of 176 amino acids. NCBI's taxonomy places the organism in Eukaryota, Fungi, Ascomycota, Eurotiomycetes, Onygenales, Arthrodermataceae.
AUGAUAUGCGGCGAUGCCGGAUCACCCAGGGUCAUCCGUUUUGGAGAAAAGGGGUUUGUCUGGGUUGAUGUCGAAGCUGUUGGUAACCCUGCUCACGGAGCACAUGUCCAUCGAGGUGUGAAUGCCAUCGAUCGUCUCCGAAAGGCACUGGAUGCAGUUUAUGAGCUUGAAAAGUUCCCAAUUAAUGCACCACCGGAGGUAUCAGAUGCCAUCGAUGCUGCAAGGGAUAUAUCCGAAGCGCUUUCUGGGGCCGGUGAAUCAGAUACUUUGCAGCGUAUCACCGUGAACACAGGCACAAUCAAGGGAGGCGUAUCCCCGAAUCUAAUCCCGAACUCUGCAAUGGCCCAAUGUGAUAUCCGUAUACCAGUGGGUGUAUCGACGGACUUUAUAGAAAAAAGAUUGAAGGACAUGCUUGAGCCGAUGGCAGGAAUGUCCUGGCGUAUUCUACGGACAUCCGAGCCAAACUAUACAUCUCCGAACGAGAAGAUAUGUCGAUUAGCUGAAAUGGUAUCAACAGAAGUCCUAGGUUAG